AUGUCACCAUCAGCUAUUGAAGAAGUCACCAAAGUUGCAACGCACUUGAAAGAAAAGGCUCUGCCUGAGAAGAAAGGCAAUACGGAUACAAGUACGCAAGCAGAUGCUGCCAAGGAUACCGAUGAGCUUCCGGAGCUACUCACUGGUCACCAGGAGCCCCUCAAGCUCAGCGGCGCCCUCGAUCCGUUUGAACAGUUCGAUGUCACUCCCAUAAUAGGAAGGGAAUACGCCAAUGUAGACCUUGCAGAAUGGCUUCGUGCGCCAAACUCUGAUGAGCUCUUGCGUGAUCUGGCUAUCACUGUUUCCCAGCGUGGAGUGGUAUUCUUUCGAAAACAGGAUAAUAUCACAAAUGACCUGCAAAAGGAACUUGUACAACGACUAGGCGAGCUUUCAGGCAAGCCGGCGACUUCCAAGCUCCAUAUCCAUCCUGUCCAUAAUGCUGGCCGUGACCAAGAAAAAGACAACGAGAUUAGCGUGAUAUCAUCCCGUCUGGCCAAGAAGAUUUCUGCCGACAAGUUCCUCAACUAUGGCAAGAACCAAAGCCAAAAGGGCUUGUGGCACUCUGAUAUUACGUUUGAGCCUGUUCCCAGUGAUUAUGCGCUGCUACGGCUGACAGAGCUGCCCAAAACAGGAGGAGACACACUUUGGGCUUCUGGCUACGAGGUAUAUGACCGAAUCUCCAAGCCGCUCCGGGGCUUCUUGGACACCCUGACGGCAUACUACGCACAACCAGGGUUCAAAAACGCGGCCGACGCCAACGGCUUCCCCUUGUACACGGCGGAGCGCGGUGCCCCCGAGAACGUGGGCGAGAUCCUCGAGGCUAUACACCCCGUGAUCCGAACGAACCCGGUGACGGGCUGGCGGUCCGUCUUUGCCGUCGGCCACCACGUGCAGCGCAUCAAUGGCCUGAGCGAGGAAGAGUCCCGGCACUUUCUUGACUGGUUCGUCCGCCUCAUUGUCGAGAAUCACGACCUCCAGGUCCGGCUGCGCUGGCAGAACCCCAAUGAUGUGGCGAUCUGGGACAAUCGGAGCGUGUACCACUCAGCCACUUCUGACUAUGGUCAUUUGAACCUGGGCGAGCGAAGCGGAAGCCGCGCUGUCAGCUUGGGGGAGAAACCGUAUUUCGAUCCCCAGAGCUCGACUCGGAGGGAGGCUUUGGCCAAGGAUUUCGUGAAUUGA
This is a messenger RNA of Pestalotiopsis fici W106-1, 1179 nucleotides long. RefSeq lists its product as uncharacterized. Lineage: Eukaryota; Fungi; Ascomycota; Sordariomycetes; Amphisphaeriales; Sporocadaceae. The coding region runs from base 1 to 1179 and encodes 392 amino acids. The record is from RefSeq and is a predicted model, not a curated record. Gene Ontology annotation, cellular component: cytoplasm. Gene Ontology annotation, molecular function: 2-oxoglutarate-dependent dioxygenase activity. The transcript is spliced from 3 exons.